Messenger RNA from Seriola aureovittata, 4096 nucleotides. RefSeq names its product RAB22A, member RAS oncogene family (gene rab22a). NCBI's taxonomy places the organism in Eukaryota, Metazoa, Chordata, Actinopteri, Carangiformes, Carangidae. The record is from RefSeq and is a predicted model, not a curated record. The transcript is spliced from 7 exons. Gene Ontology annotation, molecular function: GTPase activity; GTP binding. The coding region runs from base 105 to 689 and encodes 194 amino acids.
GUUGUUUGUAAACACAGGCCACCUGAAGAAUACUGAAGAUAAGAGGAGAAAACUGUCAAUGAUCAUCAUCACAACAAACUCAUUUUGACAGAGAGGAGAUCGAUAUGGCACUGAGAGAGCUAAAAGUGUGUCUCCUGGGGGAUACUGGUGUUGGAAAGUCAAGUAUUGUUUGGAGAUUUGUGGAGGACAGCUUUGACCCAAACAUCAACCCAACAAUUGGGGCAUCCUUCAUGACCAAGACAGUGCAAUACCAAAAUGAACUACACAAGUUCCUGAUCUGGGACACAGCAGGACAGGAGCGGUUUCGUGCACUGGCACCGAUGUACUACAGAGGUUCAGCGGCAGCCAUCAUUGUUUAUGACAUCACAAAAGAGGAGUCCUUCCAAACACUGAAGAACUGGGUAAAGGAGCUGCGCCAGCAUGGUCCUCCCAACAUAGUGGUUGCCAUCGCUGGCAACAAGUGUGACCUGUCCGAUGCCAGGGAGGUAACAGAGAAGGAUGCCAAGGACUAUGCUGACUCCAUCCAUGCCAUCUUUGUAGAAACCAGUGCCAAGAAUGCCAUUAACAUCAAUGAGGUGUUUAUAGAGAUAAGUAAGCGCAUCCCUGUUGCAGAUGGAGCAGGAGGAAGUUCAGGAAAAGGUUUCAAACUGGGACGUCAGGCCUCAGAGUCUCGCAGGACGUGCUGCUGAUGAUGCCGGUGACUUGUCCACACAUGACCUGUGACCUGACCUUUGCUUACUCUCUGUGUCCCUGGCCUGCUUCGGCUUAUGGCUCCACACGCAGCGCCUCAAACACCCUCCUGUCCCUGACGCCCGGGUGCAGCAGUGUCACUCUGAUGAUAGUAGCAAAUGUAUUUUUACAGCACUUCACAGCAAAUCAUCUUGUAUCGUCUGAAAAUUGCAGGCAGGAGAAAUCCUUCUUGUUCACUGAGCAUUGACAAAAAUACUUGCAUAAAUACAUUCAUGUGUCAGUGAAAGACCCCCAUACAUGCAGUUAGUCCGGCUUCUAUUAUGGACACCAGUCUCUGUCUGAUCUAUUAUAGCCCUAGGUGAUCAAAGGACCUUUAUCAUAUUCAUUCAGAAGCCAUUUGUACUUGUAAAUUUGUACAAAUCUAUUACCUUUCGACCAAAAAUGGACUGAAAAUGGUUAAAUCUCACCAAAUUAUUUUGAUAAUACUUAAGUUAUUGCCUUUUGUUUUUGCUUGGUUUUUUUUUGUUAGACUUCUCCCCAAACAUUCUCAACUUCAUAAAGGAUCCAUCUUUAUACUUCAUGUGUAUAAUCACUCAUUUAUCAUGCAUUUUUGAUGAAAGAUAUUAUCAGUGUUUGUACCAAUCUCUCAUCUCAAUGUUGCCUGGAGGACAAACCCGUGAAGGAUGGCGCACGCUUAAUUUUAAUUUCAGUGUGUGAUUGCUGUUUUCAUCAAGGCAAAAUAACAAAUGGAUGUUCUGAUGUGAACCACAAUCACACAGUCAAAUAUGCGGAAAUGAAAGGUGUGUGGGAGCCUACUUCCUUUUAUAAUAAAGGAAUAGUUUAACAUUUUGGGAAAUACACAUACCUGUAUAUGUGUUAUAUGGUAAAUAUGAAACUGGAGCUAGCAGCUGGUUAGCAUACCUCAACAUAAAAAGAGAGCCAGGCUAUCUGUACACCCCCUGUUUCUAGUCUUUAUGCUAAGCUAAUCUAACUAGCUGCUGGCUGUUGCCUUAUAUGUAAUGGUCAGAUAUGAGAUUGGUUUUGUUCCUAUUUAACUCUCCACCACAUAGCGAAAAAAGCAUAUUACCCAAACUAUUCCUUUUAUUAUAAACGGUUCUCUCUUUUUGUUCUGAAGGAUAUUUUGAUCAUCCCAGAAUUAGAACCACGACUUAAAAUUGUUGUAAAAUUUCAUUUCUGUGACGAGAACAACCUCACAGUCCACAUCUCCCAGCGUCCGUGCUUUAAUCAAGGCAGAAAGAAAAUGCUGACUCCACUGGUACUCUUGAAGUUGAUUAUACGAGAACAGUUCCAGCUGCUCACAUGUGUUCCACAUUUCCACUUGUAAUUGCAGAAGAUCUAUGAACAGACUCGUGUAUAUGAAGUACUCCAUAGUACAGAGCAUCCUGCCAGUUGUUUCCAAAUAUUACUUGAGCGUCAUUUUUCUCUAAUCUCAUUUUAACUGCUCACUGCUGAGCCUGCCUGUCUUCAGUCCUUUGCUGCUACUUAACAGCAGUUUUACAGGAGAAGUCGAUUUUUGUGAGGUAUUGCCAAAUUCUUUAAUUGUUCCAUAAAUAUUUUUCGCCUUUCCUUUUUUCUUCUCCCCCCAUAUAAUCAGCACUGGCUCACACAUCCAAAGUUGUUUUACUACCUGGCUUGUGAUGAAAACAAUAAGAUCUGGAAACGAGACCUCACUUAGAGGAAACUCAGAUUGUAGAGCUUUAAUCUCCCUUCAGCAGAAGGUUAUAGGUGGAGAUUCAGAUGUGGCACUGUGUCGACAUGCUGACCCCUUAAUGAACCUUUGUCUCCAUUCUGCUCUGAAUUACUGUAUUCACUUUGUUCCAAGAGCUGCUCUCUGACUUUCCUUUCUCUAACCUCUUCCGUCUUGUUCCUCUAAAUUCCAGGCUCUUACCGUAGGGCCAGAUUUCAAUUAUGAUACAGUAUAUUACAGCUUUCACAAAGCCCUAUCAUCACCUCUUACAUUCAGAAAAACUUAUUUUUCCGUGAUCCUUAAGUUCUAGCAGUCUCAUUCACCUCUUAUAUUGGCUUAAUUGAACUUUAGUAGCAGUUGAUCCAUGAGUGUAAACUGAAUUAUUAAUUCUGUGUAAUUUCAUGCUGUAUCUCACAAGCCCCAAAACCUCUUUUCAAAGUUGCCAAAAAAAAUACAGAUGUGGUCUUAAUUAGACUGCAACUGCACAUUUAUAAAUAUGAAAUGUGUGCUUUUCUGUAAGUGAAAGAAACUUUGUUUGCCUUUAAGCAUCUUAAAUGUAGCUGUUAUUGAUGAGUUCUGUGCUAAGCAGCGCUGCCUAUUUUUCAGGAUUUUUCCUAUGGAGUGCAAUAGUUGUUAUUAUGACAAAGGUAAUAUGUGACCUAAUCCGAGAAAUCGGUUACAGACUAAUAUGUUCACACAGCAAACUUCCACUUGUGCAAACAGUCUCCAACAGACGAUAAUGACGGGUUUCUAUUGACCUCAUUUUAUGCUUAUUUGAUGACAGUUUUGCUCAUACAAAGUUGAUCAAAUGAGCAGUGUAUUGCGGCCAACCAAAUCCCUUCUAAACCAGAGUGGCAUUCUAGGUCAUAACCUAAACUUUUAAUUCACUCUGUUGUCUUUGAUAAUUCACACAGCACUACAUCAUAAUGCCAACUCUAGCAAAUAUUUGCUUAAGCUUCAGAAAAUCAUAUUAAAAAGGGAAUCACUCUGGUACUUUGAAAGCUGCACUUUUGACUGACUGUUUGCAUUAAUUGGCUCAUAUUUCUAACUAACACUCUGUCUGCAGUCUGCUAAUAUCUCUGUGAAAUCACUUGAUGAAACAUUCUUGUAAAGGUGUCAGACUUUCUUAAUGUCCCGUGAUGUUAUUUUAGGUUUUGACUGUUUGCUCAGUUCUUAUUGCUACGGAGAAUGUGGUGCCAAAUAAUGUCAAAACCAUUUUACUACAUCAUGCAUAAUUAACCUUUUUUUAUUGUUGAUGUGAUAUAAUGAUUUAAGUACUAAUCACAUAAAAUGCUUAAAAAUAUUUGAAGUUUGACAAUGAUGAUACAUGUUUUCCCCUUAUUUGGAAACUGUAGGCAUGGAUAGUGUGUGCCAGUUUUGCAUUGAAAAAUACCAUUAGUCUUGGGCUGGCCCUGGGAAUGUGAUUAAUCUAUAUUAUGUAUUUUUUUCAGUGUAGAUAAAUACCAUCAAAUUGCACACAAAUCAAUGACUAUAUUCUAUUCUAAGCCAGUUUUGUGACCACAAUAGACGUAUUCACCAUUUGCAGUAAUACCAUCAGCACUGUAGUUACCAUAUUUAGCUUUUUACUACGUUUCAUAUUGAUUGUAACAAAAUGCCUGAAAACACUUGUUUGCAGUGUAUUUCCGAAUGUGUAAAAAGGGAAUUGUCAAUUGUUUACUAAUAAAAGAUUGACAAAUA